AUGGCGCCGCGGAAGGAAAAGACAGAGAAGGUCUCUGCGGAUGAAGCUGCAGACACGAUUCUCAGUUAUCUUCGCAAGCAGAAGUAUGUGUCACACCUUCAAGAUUACUUCCAUGCUGCCGCGGCGAAAAUUCUGAAGGAGAUGCAUGAGCGGAAGGAGAUCGAGGGACGUGCAGCAGGUAAAUUUCUACGCGUCAACAUGCUACCACGCCUUGUGUGGCCCUCGCAGCUCCUUCCAGUAACGCCCUCCAUGAGAGCAGACUACGAGAGCACGGAACAAUCUGAACUAACCAUCGCUCCCGCAGGAAAGCAGAUCGUAUACCAUGUCAUCCAAAACUCUGAAGACGCCGCCACACCCGAAGACCUCCAAGCAAUGGACGACGAGAUCCAACGGCUCCGCGACGAAACAUCCCAAGCCAAAGCGAUGGAGAAGACGCUCCGAUCCACCCUCUCGAACACGAACGCCACACUCUCCACCGCUGACCUACGCGCCUCAGUCGCGGCCCUGGAAGCAGAACGCGCGGAGGUCAUUGCACGGCUAGGUCCUUUGCGCACUGGCAGCGUGCGGCCCAUAUCUGCAGAAGAGAAGGCGGGCGUUGAUGCGGAGUUGAGGAAGUGGGAGAAGAUGGAGAAGGCGAGAACGAAGAUUGCGAAGGAGAUGUGGGGGAUAAUUCGGGAAGGUUUAUCUGAGGCCGAGGCUGGAGAACUGAGGGAACGGCUGGGGCUGGACGAAUGA
This is a messenger RNA of Coniosporium apollinis CBS 100218, 735 nucleotides long. RefSeq lists its product as uncharacterized. Gene Ontology annotation, cellular component: DNA recombinase auxiliary factor complex; condensed nuclear chromosome. The transcript is spliced from 6 exons. The coding region runs from base 1 to 735 and encodes 244 amino acids. The record is from RefSeq and is a predicted model, not a curated record. Lineage: Eukaryota; Fungi; Ascomycota; Dothideomycetes. Gene Ontology annotation, molecular function: recombinase activator activity; double-stranded DNA binding. Gene Ontology annotation, biological process: meiotic joint molecule formation; homologous chromosome pairing at meiosis; meiotic strand invasion involved in reciprocal meiotic recombination.